Molecule: messenger RNA, 1836 nt
Organism: Pezoporus flaviventris
Lineage: Eukaryota; Metazoa; Chordata; Aves; Psittaciformes; Psittacidae
Product: keratin, type II cytoskeletal 4-like
Exons: 9
Coding region: 46-1776 (576 amino acids)
Biological process (GO): intermediate filament organization; keratinization
Cellular component (GO): keratin filament
Molecular function (GO): structural constituent of skin epidermis
Source: RefSeq, a predicted model, not a curated record
UGUGCUCUUGGCUCCACACGGGUUGGCCCUCGGGGAACCCUCGCCAUGUCUCGCCAGUCCUGUGGCCUGGGCAAAGGGUUCAGCUCCAGCUCCGCUUGCUUCGGAGGCAGGAGCAAGGUCACGUUCAGCUCCGCAUCCCGAGGAGGAUGCCGGGGGCCCGGCAACGCCGGUGGCUUCAGCAGCAGGAGCCUCUUCGCCUUAGGGGGCAAUAGGAGCGCCUCUGUCGGAGGGUUUGGGGGUGUCUGCAGAGGGUUCGGGGCUGGUGGCCAAGGAGGCUUUGGUUAUGGUUAUGGGGCUGGGCCAGUGUUUGGCGGUGGGGCUGGAGGAGGCUUCGGCGGUGGCUUGGGUGGCUUUGGUGGAGGCUUUGGUGGUGGCUUUGGUGGCGGGUUCGACAGUGGGAUGGGGGGCCAAGGCUUCCCCGCCUGCCCGCCGGGAGGCAUCAGGGAGGUGACCAUCAACCAGAGCCUGCUGGCCCCGCUCAACCUCGAGAUCGACCCCGAGAUCCAGAAGGUGCGGACGCAGGAGCGGGAGGAGAUCAAGCAGCUCAACAACAAAUUCGCUUCCUUCAUCGACAAGGUCCGGUUCCUCGAGCAGCAGAACCGGGUCCUGGACACCAAGUGGAAGCUCCUGCAGGAGCAGGGCAGCCCAGGAACAGGGAGCAAGAACCUCGACCCCUACUUUGAGACCUACAUCAAUGGGUUGAGGAGGCAGCUGGACACCCUGUCCAGCGAGAAGAGCCAGCUGGAGCUAGAGCUGAAGAGCUUCCAGGACAUGGUGGAAGACUACAAGACCAAGUACGAGGAGGAAAUAAACAAGAGGACAGCGGCCGAGAACGACUUUGUGGUCCUCAAAAAGGACGUGGACACAGUCUACAUGACCAAGGUGGAGCUCCAGGCGAAGCUGGAUUCUCUGGCAGACGAGAUCAACUUCUUGAAGUACCUCUACGACGUGGAGCUGUCUGAGAUGCAGAAGACCGUUUCCGACACCUCCGUGGUUCUCACCAUGGACAACAACCGAAACCUGGACCUGGACAGCAUCAUCGCGGAGGUCAAAGCGCAGUACGAGGAGAUCGCCAACAGGAGCCGAAUGGAGGCCGAGUCCUGGUACCAGAGCAAGUACGAAGAGCUUCAGGCCACCGCAGGCAAACACGGGGACAGCCUGAAGGACUCCAAGGCCGAGAUCUCCGAGCUCAACCGCGUCAUCCAGAGGAUCCGCUCCGAGAUCGAGAGCGUGAAGAAACAGUGUGAGUCCCUGCAGAGCUCCAUCGCUGAUGCUGAGCAGCGCGGCGAGGUGGCCCUCAAGGAUGCCAGGACCAAGAUGACCGACCUGGAGACAGCUCUGCAGAAGGCCAAGUCAGACCUGGCCCGGCAGCUCCGGGAUUACCAGGAGCUCAUGAACGUCAAACUGGCCCUGGAUGUGGAGAUUGCGACCUACAGGAAGCUGCUGGAGGGAGAAGAGUGCAGGAUGUCUGGGGAGUGCCAGAGCAACGUGAGCAUCUCCGUGGUGGGAGGCGGCAGCAGCUCCAUGGGAGGUGGAUUCGGCAGCAGCGGGAUGUGCCUUGGAGGAGGAGGAGGAAUGGGAUUCGGUGCUGGAAGCGGGAGAGGCGGCUGCAACGUCGGCUUCGGGGGAGGAUUCGGUGCUGGGGGGGGAUUCGGAUGCGGAGGGGGGGCAGGAUUCUGCUCUAUGGGAGGAGGAGCUAACUCGGUGGUGGUGGGGUCUGGGACCACCAUCCUGAAGAAGAGCACCAGCUCCACGUCCGUCAGCCGGAGGUUCUAGGAAAGCAGCUUCCCCCAAACCCCCGUCCCCAGCACCCAGAGGAGAAAGGAAGCAAAUUGC